AUACAAAAUUAAAAAGAGAAAAAAGAAUUAAGAAAAUUUUUACAAAAGCCAUAUGCAGAUUGCUCUCAUCAUUCUCUCCCCGGAUCUGUGUUUUGUUUUUUCCCAAAAUUCCAUAAAGAUAAAAUAAUAUUAUAUUCAUUCUUGGUCCCCACCAUUUUUUUUCCCCCUUUUCCCCUUCGUUUUCCAACCCAAUAUCCAGUUUUUGUGGUUCAAUCUGUAUGCAUAUUUUUGUCAACGUUUGUGUCUCAAUCUAGAAGAACCCCUUCUUGUUCGGAUAAAGAAAUCAAGUUUUGUUUUGUGUCGUAUAUUUCAUUUUAGAAAUUGCUGAUAAAAUGGUUGUUCUCAGAUUGUAGCCCCCUUUCAUGAUUUGGGUCUGAAUCAUUGGAGGAUGGAGAUGUCUACCCAGCGAGAUAAUUCUGGUCCCAACAAAGUUUCAGGAUCAAGUUCUUGCCUAUAUGAUCUCUUAUGUUCAGACGCACCGAAUUGGAGAUGCCCAAGCGACCAACGAACACAAUCUGGUCCACAAGAAAGGCUAGAGAUUUUGUUGCAUCAAUCUGCCAAUAGGUCCUGUGCAGAUUGUGGAUCUCUAGAUCCAAAAUGGGUAUCUUUAAGCUUUGGAGUAUUUAUUUGUAUAAAAUGUUCUGGUGUACAUAGAAGCCUGGGAGUGCAUGUAUCAAAGGUUGUAUCAGUGAAGCUAGAUGAAUGGACAGAUGAAGAAGUUGAUAUCUUGGCGAGCAUGGGAGGAAACGUUGCUGUAAAUAAGAAGUAUGAAGCUUGCUUGCCAGAAAAUGUCAAAAAACCAAAACCAGAUUCUUCUAUAGAGGAGCGCUAUUAUUUUAUUAGGAGAAAAUAUGAGCUGUUAGACUUUUUAAACCCCAAUGAACAUACGUCCUGUCCUUUUCCGCCUUCUCAUAAGAAGUCACCUUCUAGCAAUUCAACCAAUAAUUCUACCCAAGAUAAGAAACAGUAUGAAAAACAACCAACGAAACAUCGUAUUGGGCAGGCAUUUCGUAACAGCUGGGGAAGAAAAGACUCUGAACAUAAGACUGCGAAGAAGGGCAACUCAAUGCCAAUGGCAGGUAUGGUUGAAUUUGUUGGAUUAGUUAAGGUGAAUGUUGUUAGAGGAACCAACCUAGUUGUACGGGAUGUGAUGACAAGCGACCCCUACGUCAUCCUGGCAUUGGGUCACCAAUCAGUGAAGACACGUGUUAUUAAAAACAACUUAAAUCCAGUAUGGAAUGAGAGCCUGAUGCUGUCAAUUCCUGAACACAUUCCUCCUCUAAAAGUGCUGGUGUAUGACAAAGAUACAUUCACAACUGAUGAUUUUAUGGGUGAGGCUGAAAUUGACAUUCAACCUCUGGUGAGUGCUGCCAUAGCCUAUGAGAAGUCCACAAUCAAUGAGCCGGUGCAGCUUGGAAAGUGGGUAGCCAGCAAAGAAAAUACACUGGUAAAAGACGGUGUCAUCAACCUAGUAGAUGGGAAAGUAAGACAGCAAAUCACUCUCAGGCUGCAGAAUGUUGAGAGGGGUGUACUGGAGAUUGAGCUUGAAUGUGUUCCUCUUAAUCAAUAGCUGGAAUAGAAAGUUAAGGAAAUGAAACUCGGUGGCCAUUAUGAUUCUGAGGUUGCAACUCACCAUGAUAGAUGUAUGUUAUAUUGUAGAAGUCAUUGUAUUGAUAGCUGUGUUAAGCGAGCCUUGGCUGUAUAUUACUGUAGUUUUUUUUUUUUUUUCCUUUUUGUGUAGAUAAGAAGUUUAGGAAAAUU
This is a messenger RNA of Prunus dulcis (almond), 1761 nucleotides long. RefSeq names its product probable ADP-ribosylation factor GTPase-activating protein AGD11. Bases 389 to 1570 code for a protein of 393 amino acids. Gene Ontology annotation, molecular function: GTPase activator activity; phospholipid binding. The record is from RefSeq and is a predicted model, not a curated record. The transcript is spliced from 11 exons. NCBI's taxonomy places the organism in Eukaryota, Viridiplantae, Streptophyta, Magnoliopsida, Rosales, Rosaceae.